Messenger RNA from Fusarium redolens, 1373 nucleotides. Its product is annotated as cytochrome P450. Gene Ontology annotation, molecular function: oxidoreductase activity, acting on paired donors, with incorporation or reduction of molecular oxygen; heme binding; monooxygenase activity. NCBI's taxonomy places the organism in Eukaryota, Fungi, Ascomycota, Sordariomycetes, Hypocreales, Nectriaceae. The transcript is spliced from 2 exons. The record is from RefSeq and is a predicted model, not a curated record. Bases 345 to 1262 code for a protein of 305 amino acids.
AAAUUACGACGAAACAUUGUGUCGUCAAAAGGAAGUGGCCUGCCCUAUAGUAUUGCUCGUAUGGUCUGCCUUCUCACGACACACGUUCCAUAGCUUACAUAAGCUCCGCAGCUUGCUCACCACUCUUCUUGCCCUGGAUGUUAACACAUAAAGUCUGGAUUCCAAUCAUCAAAAUAUUCCCUAAAGUUUGGUGGGAGCGCUGGCUCGAGUAAGUUGAGGCUGCCGUGUUUGAGCUGUUAUUGACGCGAUGGCUUACCAUAGUCUUGACACCUGGAUUCUCCUAUCGUGUAGGGCAUGAAGGCUUUGCCCGCAGAGGAGAUGUUUUUCUUGUAGUAUCGCCAGGGAUGCUAUUCUUGGUGGUCUGCAAUGCCGAGGCUAUUCGCCAAAUCUGUUCUCGACGGGAGCACUUCCCCAAGUGCGUCGAGACGUAUGAGAUAUUACGUCAAUUUGGCGAUAAUGUCCUGGCCGCCAAGGGGAGCACUUGGAAAAUACACAGGAAAGCAACCUCGGCCUCGUUCAACGAAAAGAAUAAUGCCCUUGUAUUCAGAGAAUCAAUUCAACAGGCCCAAGGGCUGGUCAAAAUGUGGAUGGGACCAGAUGGGAGGAAUAGCGGUACUAUCACUACACUCAAUCAGGAUAUAAUGAGGCUGAUACUGAACAUUAUCGCAUAUGUCGGUUUUGGUCUUAAGUUAAUAUGGCCUGGAGAGUCAUUACCCUCAAAAGUUGACUUAAAGAUGACAAAGUAUAGAUCUCCUAAGCCCAUCGCUGGUCAUAAACUGAGUUUUGCCACCGCCGUUGCAGCCUUUUUGGAGAAUAUUGUUAUGCUCCUCCUCCUACCACGAUGGCUUCCCUUGCUGAUGCCAUUCAAGAGGACUCAAACUGCGACCAAAUCUUCUGAAGAGUUUGGAAAGUAUAUGCAGGAGCUAAUGGAUGAAAAGAUUACCGAAGCCCGCAGAGGUGAGCAUAUAGAUGGUAUGGACCUCAUGGGCCGACUGGUAAGAUCCAGCUAUGGAACUGAUGUCGGUCCUCAGCAGCAAGGCAAAGGGCUGAAUAAGGGGGCACUAUCACGGGAUGACAUCCGUGGAAACACCUUUAUCAUGCUAGCUGCUGGACAUGAGACUUCGGCAGGUGUGCUUCAGUUUAUUUGGUUGGAGCUGGCAAACAAGUCAGCGUCACAAAGAAGUCUUCACAAUGACAUUGACGAGAUAUGUGGUGACGGCGACCCAUGCUUGUGGGACUAUGAAAGCGUGAUCAAUCCCUGAUGGCCAGCAUAUUGGGCGCUUGUAUGAACGAGGCUCUGAGAAUGACGCCUGCGGUUGUCGAAAUUCCUAAAGAAGGCCUUCGGAACAAGGCCAGCUCAUUACUAUCGAUGG